AUGCCCCCUCACGAACAAACCCCCCUCCUCACACCAGGCAACGGCCACACCGCCGCUGUUCGCUUCAACUUUAUAAAGUCGAGCCGUCACCUUCUUUUUGGCUCGUGGCUCAAUGCCCUCACCAUCUUCGUCCCCAUCUGUCUUGUCGCAGAGUAUUCUCACUGGUCGGCCACUGCCCGUUUUGUGACCUCGUUCAUUGCCAUUGUCCCUCUCGCAAAACUUCUCGGAGACGCUACUGAGCAACUGUCCAUGGAAAUGGGCCAGACAAUCGGUGGUCUUCUCAACGCCACGUUCGGCAACGCUGUCGAGCUCAUUGUUGCUAUUGCUGCUCUUGUCCAGGGCCAGCUCCGUCUCGUCCAGACCUCCCUUCUUGGCAGUAUCGUUUCAAACCUUCUCCUCGUCCUGGGCAUGAGCUUCUUUGCGCAAGUUGAAAACACGUUCUCGGAGGCGCUGUUUGGUGCCACUGGCGCUCAGGCAAGCUCGUCACUCCUCACUCUUUCUUGCAUUACGCUUAUUAUCCCCGCUGCUUACCACGCAUCGGCCAGCGACACCGGCGGCUGGUUCUCUCAUGAUGCGCCUGCCCCUCCUGAUGGCUCCCUCCACGGUCUCCUUAUUCUGUCGCGUGGUACCGCCAUCAUUCUCCUCUCGACCUACAUUGCCUACCUCUUUUUCCAGCUCCGCACCCACGCGCAGUUGUUCGUCAGCGAGGCCGAGCAGGAGGAGGAGGUUGCCGACAUGGACCAAUACAGUGCAGGCAUCUGGCUCCUCAUCGUCACCACUGUGACUGCGUUUAGCGCCGACAUUCUGGUCGGCAGCAUCGAUGACACGGCGACGACAUGGAACAUUCCCAAGGCGUUCAUUGGUCUCAUCCUGCUCCCCCUCGUGGGCAACGCUGCGGAGCACGUUACCUCCGUUUGGAUGGCCUACAAGGGCAAGAUGGACCUCACCAUUGGUGUUGCCGUUGGCUCGAGUAUCCAGAUUGCAGCCGGCAUGAUUCCCCUUCUGGUGCUCAUUGCCUGGCCCCUUCAGAAGGACCUCACUCUCUACUUCGCCAACUUUGAGACAAUUGUCAUGUUCGUCUCUGUCUUGCUCGUCAACAUGCUGCUUCAGGACGGCAAGAGCAACUACCUCGAAGGUCUUAUGCUCAUUGCCCUCUACCUGGUCAUUGCGCUCAGCUACAUCGUGUCGUAA
Molecule: messenger RNA, 1191 nt
Organism: Apiotrichum porosum
Lineage: Eukaryota; Fungi; Basidiomycota; Tremellomycetes; Trichosporonales; Trichosporonaceae
Exons: 6
Coding region: 1-1191 (396 amino acids)
Biological process (GO): intracellular calcium ion homeostasis; calcium ion transmembrane transport
Cellular component (GO): fungal-type vacuole membrane
Molecular function (GO): calcium:proton antiporter activity
Source: RefSeq, a predicted model, not a curated record